AUGAUCUCAAAGAUAUCGCUCUAUUCUGCGGUUGCUUCCGUAUUAACUCAAGCUGUCUAUGGCAUCCCUUACAGCUUGAAGCAGUCUCUGCGUGUCGAAAGUUUCAUCAAUCAGGGCAUCACCGGUUUCAACAUGGUCUCGUCGCUCAUUAUCGGCUCCGAGACAGCAGUCCUCAUCGACAUGCCUAUGUCUAUCCCUUCGGCAAACGUCCUGGCUUCGUGGAUAAGAAACCAAACCGAUAAGCCACUCGUGGCGGCUUUCACUACACAUCAUCAUGUCGACCAUUACCUUGGCGCAUCAACGUUAUUGUCUCAUUUCAACGAGACGGCCUUCUACGCCAGCGAGAGGGUUGUAGAUCAUAUCCGUGUCGAGCUCCCAGAGCUGGUAAUUCAUACCCCACUCACCCCUAUUCCAGAUCAUACUUCCCGAAUGAGACUCGCAUUUGGUCCAGAAAAUGUAUCGGAAGUUCCCGCCUCACCAACUGCGUAUAACAAUACAUUUUUUACCCUCAGCGGCCAUGAGGAUGAGCCCAUUCACUUGAUAAACAACCUAGUAUUCGACACUGUCGACGGUACAAUGUUCUGGAUCCCAUCUCUAAGGACUUUAAUCGCUGGCGACUCAGUUUACCAUCGCACAAUGCAUCUAUGGAUGGCCGACAUGGAUACCAAAGCCCUCUCAGAUGCAUGGCUCAAGACAUUGGACUUUAUUACCAACCUACGACCAGUCAAGUUGAUCACAGGCCAUGCGGGGACGCUACAAUUUAGCGCGCAGGAGGACAUCGCUCAUACACGCAGCUACAUCGAAUUCUUUGGAAAAGAAAUUAGCAGCAAAGGUAAAGACUUUUAUACUCCGAAGGAGAUUGUCGAUAUCAUGAGCGCCGGAUUUUCAGCUCAGCUCGAGUCCGAAGGCGGUGUUGCUUCCGCGAUGUUUCUAAACAAUACAGCAGAAAAGUACGGAAGGGGGUCAACGAGGCUGCCAGAUGUCUUGGACAUGACAAAGUAUAAUGAUACUAGGACUUUGCAAGGCUGGGAACUUAAGGCCUAA
Colletotrichum destructivum is the source of this 1044-nucleotide messenger RNA. RefSeq names its product Putative metallo-beta-lactamase, ribonuclease Z/Hydroxyacylglutathione hydrolase. The transcript is spliced from 2 exons. Lineage: Eukaryota; Fungi; Ascomycota; Sordariomycetes; Glomerellales; Glomerellaceae. Bases 1 to 1044 code for a protein of 347 amino acids. The record is from RefSeq and is a predicted model, not a curated record.